CGCGCCGCGCACGUCCGGCGUCGUUCGCGCGUCAGGUCGCGAGAACCUUUCCGUUUCGGCACCUCGUCGAUCGCACCCGCGCACAGGACGCGCGCGCGACGAGGGCGGGAGGAAUAAUCGCCGUCGAUCGAUCGCGCAUUUGGCGUCGCGCGUUCGACUGAACGGAUUUCUGCGCGCGCGCCGCGUCUCGAACGAUGGAGGUUCAUCCCGAGGUGUACAAGUGGCUCGGCGCGCUCGGAUGCGUGGACGACCGCGCGCACCCGCAGAUGAACGCUCGAGGCCUCGUGGUCAUGGACGAUAACUCGUCGUACGCGUUCGAGAACGGAUCGGCUUUCGGGACGCUGCUCUCGAACCUCGGCGCGCAACGCGGGAUGCCCCCGGCGCCGUUAGAUUCGUUCAAGGACGGCGACGGACCCGUCGCGAGGCUGUACAACUGGAACCUCCUCGGCCCCGUGCUGAAGCCGUUCGGGAUCGUCCUCGACGACAACGCGAAAUCCCUGCUCGUCGCCGGAGACUCGGACAAGUGCGCGUCGCUCCUCGCGCAGUUCUACGAGCGCGUCGUCGGGAUUCUCCCGCCGUUGAUCCGCGCGGGGGCGUCCCCGAGCCAACGCGGCGGCGCGCGUCCCGAGUCCAACUCGAGCUCGAAAAAUUACAACGCCGAGAUGGACAACGCGAUGGCGUUCUCGAGCGUGAAAUCCCCGGCACCGUACAACGACCGCAUGGGCCACCUCAUGAAUAACGGCGAGAACUUCACGAACAGGGAGCUGGACGACGAGUUCGGCCCCGCGACCGGGUCCCGGAUGAACGGCGAGCUCGACGCCGUGGAGAUGCGCGUCAACUCCCCCGGGCCGCUCCCGUUGGGUCAACGCGAUGACCCGUUCCAGUUUGAAAAGGGAGGGAGCGAGCCGGAGACGCCACUGGACUUGCUCGGGCGGACCGUUGAGGGGCCGUUCGGUCUGAAGCAAGGCCAGGGCGUCGUCCUCGUCGGGCAGCAGGCGAGCAAGUUUCUCGACUGGGUCAGAGCCGGGGACAAGCCCGGGUCGAGGUCCAACGCCGCGAAGAAGUGGCUCGACGGGUUGCACGUGGAGAUGAAGUUCCUCGCGGAGCUUCUCGCGCGCGAGGGCGGGCAGAGCAUGCAGGCGACGAUGGACGUCCUCUCCGCCGGUCUCUUGUCGCACGACAAGCAGAUCGUGGCGAAGACGUUGCGCGCGCUCUGCGCGUUGGCAAACGCGCUCGGCCCGGAGGCGCUCCCGGCGGCGAACGAUUGGCUCACCGCUCCGGGCGGACCGACCGUCGCGCUCACGACGCUGCUGUGCGACGCCGGCGGCACGGUGAACACGUCGAACAUUCGCGUCGGCGACGCGAAGGCGGUCGCGGAGGCUGCGCGAGCCGCGGCGAGAGACGCGAUGCCGAAUUAUGCGGAGAACCCGGAGGAGGUGGCGGGCGCGAGAUUCGCGCUCGGAUACCACGGGCAAGAGGACGGGAGCGACGAGUGGGUGAUGCGCGCGCAAAUCGCGGCCGCGAUCGCGGAGAUUGUCGAACGCAUCUGCAGCGAAGGGCUGCAUCAUUUCCUCCUGGAGGACUUGCGGAACGGCGCGGACGCGCGGACGAACCCGCGGCGAUUCGUGGACGCGUUGAACGUGUUGAUUCCCGCGUUGCUCGCCCGAGGGGCGGGGCCGCGGAACGCGAUCGCGGGCGCGGACACCCCCGGGGCGAUCCUCCUCGAGGCGCUGCGCUGCGCGGAGGGACCCGUGGAGCUCCGCGAGAGCGCUCUGACGUUGCUCACGACGCUCUGGUCCGCGUUCCCGGACGAGAUUGAAGUCAUCGGGGACGAUUGCAGGAAAGCCGUCGCGGUGUUGAAGAAGACGGCGCGCGACCCGCAACCGGCGACGCAGAUCCACGCGCUCGCGUGCAUGUUCCAGCUCCUGCACGCGUUCAUCAACAGCGGGAACGCGUACUCCCCGGUCGUGUACAAGACGAUCGUGUUCAUGUUCAUCGAGCACGUGCGCAACAACCCGGUCAGGGACUUCAUAAGCGCCGAGCUCAAGGUUGCGUUGGAUUCGCACGCGAACAUUCCCGUCGGGAUUCUCGUCGACCCGGUGGUGAAGCAGAGCGCGCAGGGGGGAUCGCACCCGGGAUUAAAGCGCGUCGACUUCGCGCUCAUCGCGUCCAUGGCCGAGCACGCGCGGCUCGAAGCGCGACCGGCGCUGCACUUGCUGAACAUGUGCCUGACUACCGCGCUCGAUCACGUCGAUCCCGAUGGGAGGGCGCUGAAGCACCUCACGCAAGAGCGCGCCAUCGCGCUCAAGGCUGCGACGCGACUCGCCGCGCGGCUCAAGGGCGAGGACGCCGCGGAGGAGACGAUCGAGCGCGCCGCGGGCGCGGCGAUGUCGCGCCUCAUGAUGGGCGGCCGCUCCACGGAUGGGUCGAGGACCGAGGAACAGAGGGCCGCGGGGGAGACGAUCGCGGCGUGCGCCACGGCGAUGGCGAAAGUCGCGGGGCCGGGCGUGUUGCACCUCAAGGACAUUCUCCGAAGCGGCGGCGCGUCGUACGCGUCGAAGCUCGGGCAUCACAGCAAGGACAUCGACAACGCGUUGACCAUCCUGCAGAAGGCGAUGCGGAACUCCUCGGACGAAGAGUACUUAGCGAGUAGAUCGUCCCCGCAGCGCGGCGGGGAGGACGCGUACGAGGAGGACGAAGGCGAAGACGGCGAGUACGGCGCGAGGAAACACCCGCGAGCGGCACCGCUGCCGCUCGAAUCCCCCGACGACUCCCCUGGAGGAUCGGACGGCAUGGAUCCGCACCAGAGGGAGUCCAUGCGGAUGAUCCAGAGGAUGGAGCACAUGAACGUGGGCGGGCGGCCGACGCCCGGGCCGCCGCCGCUCGCGUCGGAGUACUUCGCGGACACGCCGACGGCGUUCGGCGACGCGCAGCCGAAAAGAGUUGGCUUCGAGGGCAUCUCUCGCGCGGGCGGCGCGCUCGCCGCGCAGGGGAGGUACGCGCGGGAGAAUCCCACGCCGGUCACGCGUCCGGGCCCGGCGCGGGCGCCGUCGGGCCCGAAGACGCGCUUACACGGCGAGGACUACCGGAACAUGCCCAAGGGCGAGCGGCUUCGGCUGCAACGCGAAGAACGCGAGCGCGAGAUUCACGCCAUCGCGGUGAAGAAUCGCGAGAAGCAAAUCGCGAAAGAGAUGGAGAUGGAAGCGAAGCUCGCGAAGGAGGCGAAGCUCGAGGCGAGGAUCAAGAAGAAGCGCUUAGAGCUCGCCGCCGCCGCGCGCGCGUCCGGGAGAACGGACGCGUUCGACUCGUUGUCCUCCCCGAACCGGAUGGGCGGGAUGCAAGGCGCUUCCCCGGCGGCGUCCGCGGCGCUGCUCGGGGAAGCCGCGCAGGCGCAAGUUCGAAAAACCCUGAACGCGCGCCUCGCGAAAGAUUCCGAUUGCGACCUCCCGCCCGGGUACGAGCGCGUGAACGACGGCGGGCACUUCUUCUGCCGGCUCACGCAGGAAGCGCUCGCGGAAGCGGACGAGUGGAGAGUACAAAACGGAGGCGAGGCGCUCAGCUCGGAGAAGAGGACGCUGUCCCCCGCGGAAACCGCCGGGAUGAUGAGUCGGCUCACGAAAUCGCAGACGUUCCUUCAGAGGAAGAAGGAAGCGGAGAAGGAAGCGCUCGAGGCGAAGAAAGCCGAGGAGCUCGCGGCGAUCAAGCGGAAAGAAGCGAAGAUCAACGCGCACAACGCUAAGGUCAAGGCGGAGAUGGAGCAGAUCAAGGCGAAGAAGGCGGAGACGGAGCGGGAGGAGAAGGCGAAGAAAAAAGCGGCGCUGGAGAAGAAACGCGCCAAGGCGGCGGAGAAGGCGGCGGAGGAGGCGCGGGAGAGAGAGGAGAAGAAAUCGCAGUUGGCGGCGUACGAGGCGAAGAAAAAGCAGGAGCUCGCGGAGAAGAUGCGCGCGGAGAAGGCCAAGGCGGUGGCGGAUAGGGAAGCACGGCAACGCGCCGCGGAGGAGGUGAUGCGGAAGCGGCAAGGUUUGCCCCCGAAGGAGGCAGAGGCGAAGAAGGCGAUGACGAAGGCUGAGAAGAAACGCGCGGAGGCGCAGAAGAAGAAGGAAUUGCAGAUUAAGAAGAUGCAGCUGAACAAGUCUCCGACGAUGAAGAUGCCUGAACCGAAGGCGCCGGUCCCGAAGGCGAGGGGAGGGAAGGCGGCGACGCCGUCGGCGCCAGCGCCGGCGGCGAAGGGCGGAACGGCGACGGCGAAGUCGCCCAAGAAGGCCGCGCCGAUCAAGCCGGUUCUGAGCAAAAAGGGGAAGUAAGCGAAUCGAUUCAUUCGCGUUAAGUCACCGGGGUGCACAUGUAGUUUUUCUUUCGAUUGUUCAUAUUAAGAUAAGGUUAAGGUCAUCU
Messenger RNA from Micromonas pusilla CCMP1545, 4392 nucleotides. RefSeq lists its product as uncharacterized. The record is from RefSeq and is a predicted model, not a curated record. NCBI's taxonomy places the organism in Eukaryota, Viridiplantae, Chlorophyta, Mamiellophyceae, Mamiellales, Mamiellaceae. The coding region runs from base 195 to 4304 and encodes 1369 amino acids. The transcript has 3 exons.